GGGAGGGGGGGGGGGAUGAGGGCAAGGAAAACCUCUUCUUGUACGUACAUGUUAUGCGGCCUCUCUGGGAGGAGACAUAACAGCAACGUAAACAGACAACCGUGAAGUGGGGGAGAAAAAAAAAACCCCGCUUGUCUCAGAGGGGGCUCUCAUGCAAAGCGUUUUCAUUUUAUUUUCCCAUAUGUUACCGACAUGUAGCUUGACAUAACAUCUUUUGGACCGUUGAACCCGAAGGAGAUCAUUGGGAUUGUUUUUGUUUUCUCUUGUAUAUAUUUUUUACAUUUUUAUUUUUAUUUUUAUUUUUUUCAAUUGGGAGACACAGGGUGUCUGCGCUGCUCAUCUUCAAUCUGCACACUUUGCAUUCUGGAACGAAGGGGAGCAAUUUGGAGACUGUCGACAUCGGAACCCUAGCCCGGCCGUUCGAUCCGAAGAGAAUAGUUAUAAUAUUCUCCCGUCGGCGGCAACGAUGCUUUUCCACGGCCUCCCCGGAGGCGACGUGCACGGCGUGGUGGAAGAAAUGGACCGGAGAGGAAAGAGCGAGUCAGCGGCCAUCAGCUCAGCCAUCGAUAUGGGCGAGUCGGAGACGGCCGCGCCGUGCAUGACGACAGAGCGCGUGGCCCUGUGCGCAGGCUGCGGAAGGAAGAUCGCGGACCGCUACUACCUGCUGGCCGUGGACAAGCAGUGGCACAUGCGCUGCCUCAAGUGCUGCGAGUGCAAACUCAACCUGGAGUCUGAGCUCACCUGCUUCAGCAAGGACGGCAGCAUCUACUGCAAGGAGGACUAUUACAGAAGAUUUUCGGUGCAGAGAUGCGCUCGGUGCCAUCUCGGCAUCUCUGCCUCGGAGAUGGUGAUGCGGGCCCGGGACCUGGUCUACCACCUCAACUGCUUCACCUGCACUACUUGCAGCAAGAUGCUCACCACCGGGGACCACUUUGGCAUGAAGGACAGUCUGGUGUACUGUCGGCUGCACUUUGAGACUCUCAUCCAGGGAGACUAUCAGACACAUUUCAACCUCGCGGAUGUGGUGCCACACAAGGGCCUGGGCCCGGCCAACACGCUCGGACUAUCCUACUUCAACGGCGUAGGGACGGUGCAGAAAGGCCGGCCUAGGAAGAGGAAGAGUCCUGGGCCCGGAGCGGAGCUGGCAGCUUAUAACGCAGCACUGAGCUGCAAUGAGAAUGACAGCGAGUCCAUGGACAGGGACUCCCAGUACAGCUCCAGUCAGAAGACGAAGCGCAUGAGGACGUCCUUCAAGCACCACCAGUUGAGAACCAUGAAGUCCUACUUCGCCAUCAACCAUAACCCAGACGCCAAGGACCUCAAGCAGCUCGCCCAGAAGACAGGCCUCACCAAGCGGGUCUUACAGGUCUGGUUCCAGAACGCUCGAGCCAAAUUCAGGAGGAAUCUUCUGAGACAAGAAAGCACCGGCGCAGACAAGACCUCCGACGGCUCCACGCUGCAGGGCGGCACGCCGUCAGGCCCGGCCUCGGAAAUCUCAAAUGCCUCCAUGAGCCCCUCCAGCACCCCCACCACCCUUACAGACUUGACCAACCCCACCAUGCCCACAGUAACCUCCGUGCUCACCUCAGUCGCAAGCGGCAUGGAUAUUCAUGAGUGUAGGAGCCCAUCACAGACCACACUGACCAGCCUUUUCUGAUGGACGGAGCCUGACCACAACCUCUGCUACACCCUGCUGAAUCUAAAACAAAGUUGACUCAUUUGAACAUUAAGAUUAGUAAAGUAAAAGUAACAGAAACAAAAACAAAAAUGAAAAGGUUGACAUUUUUCUCUGAGGCUUUUGGAGACUUUGCAGAGUGAGACAGCCAAGCCUCACGGAUGGAACUGUUGUUAUUUAGAUGUUGUCUUGUUGAGAACUGAAAAGACUUGAUUUGCAUUUUUCAAUGUUUACAGAAAGUGACUAAGGGGAGGAAAAAACUGCUUAAUUUUUGGACUUAUUUUUUUUCCCCCAACACAGUAUUUAUGUUGUGGUACAAGAGUCAUUGUUAGAUGGAUUGUAAUUUUUUUUUCUUUGGGAAAAUCUGAGAUUAAACACAGGUUACAAUACCCUCUCA
Molecule: messenger RNA, 2072 nt
Organism: Phycodurus eques (leafy seadragon)
Lineage: Eukaryota; Metazoa; Chordata; Actinopteri; Syngnathiformes; Syngnathidae
Product: LIM/homeobox protein Lhx2-like
Biological process (GO): regulation of transcription by RNA polymerase II; neuron differentiation
Cellular component (GO): nucleus
Molecular function (GO): DNA-binding transcription factor activity, RNA polymerase II-specific; RNA polymerase II transcription regulatory region sequence-specific DNA binding
Source: RefSeq, a predicted model, not a curated record